Molecule: messenger RNA, 2665 nt
Organism: Tarenaya hassleriana
Lineage: Eukaryota; Viridiplantae; Streptophyta; Magnoliopsida; Brassicales; Cleomaceae
Exons: 7
Coding region: 467-2407 (646 amino acids)
Source: RefSeq, a predicted model, not a curated record
AAACGGAGGUUUUGGAUUCCGGAAGAACCAAAAAGCUUUUCCCUUUUCUUUUCUUUUCCCCUUCUGCCUUUCCUGCGAUUCUGAAAUAUCUCUGCAUGAUCUUCGAUCAGAUUCGUAGCAAUGGCGUUUCUUCGUGAUCAUUGACUGUUCCCAUUGUAAAAGAGAGUGGGUUCCCCGUCGUUCUCCGCCGCCGGGAGAUGGCCAAUCCGCCAAAUUCGCCACUAAAUCCUCCGCAAUCGGCGGAUUCUUGGUCGUUGUUGUGUCUUCUCGCUAAGGUGUGUACUCCGACCUAGGGCGACCAAAGGAAAGAUCUGUAACUCGUUGAUUUGAUCCGAUCAAUCGUGUCGAAGGCGCACAAGCAUUCCAUCCGAUCGGCGGUUGUCGGAGACACACGGGAAACGGUAGCGCCGGAUUUCAAUCGGAGGAUCUGUAGCCGUCCGAUUGGAGGACUGGUUCGUCUGAGACAAUGGGCAAAGGGUGGUUUGUCGUGGAGAAGACGAGAAGAUGCGCAAGGACACUGUUUUUCAUGGUGGCGAUGGUGGCUUCGCUUUUGGUGUCGUCGUUGCCGGUGCUUGUGGCCAUUGUAGACGUGCUCGUCCCGAGUUUCCUGUUGUCUAGCUUCACUUGCCUGACUUGCUACGGCGUGAAGGAACAUCUGCGUCGAUAUGGUUUCAAGAGCUCUUUGACCGAUAUACCUCUCGUCUCCGUCGUCAGAUCUUUCCUAGUCAUCUGUGUCUAUUCCCUAUCCGAUGGUCCAGCCCUCUCGCACGGUCCUUACCUGGGAGCCGUGUCGUUGUGCUCUGUAGUUUCAGUUCUUCUUCUUUCAGUUAAAGCUUGCAUCUUCACUGUAAAUACUCAACUCGAGGCUGAAGCUUCAUUAUCUCUGUCAAGGCAACGGCUCCACCUUAAGAAGUCGUGGGGGAUGCCGGUUUUGUUCCUCUCAUCUGUGGUUUUUGCCCUUGGACAUACAGUUGUAGCAUAUAGAACUAGUUGCAGAGCAAGGAGGAAAAAUUUGUACCACAGAGCGGACCCUGAAGCUGUCCUUACAUGCAAAAGUGUUUUCUCUGGCUACCAGAAAGUGCCACGUUCUCCCACACCCUCGGUAGGAAAGGCCUCCAAGAUUGAUAUGGAGUCGAGGCGAAAGCCUCUGCCAACGGCCAACGAUGAAGGAGAGCUCCCAGUGAGAUUGCUUGCUGAUCUUGACAGCCUAUUCAUUACAAUCCGAGCACUCACUGUGCAUUACAAGCUAUGUGUACCUGGUUCUACUCUUCAGUCCAUCUCCUCAGCUUCCCCUGUUGAAGUGGAGACAAUGGCAGGAAGGUUGAAACCUGACAGGAAAGCAUUGAGUAUGAUUAACAAAACCCAGCAUCACCAUCAGCAUCACCACAGGAGCUACAGCAGUCAAUUUAACGGUUGUUCCUUGCACGUCCCGCUUCUUGAUGGUUCGCCUACUUCUCUUCCGUUGAAGGAAAUUCAGGACGGGAUUAGUCAAGAUGAGGGCAUGACUCUUUCCAAUAUUGCGGGGCUGGAGCAGGGUUGUGAUGGAAACAGUCAGUUUGGGAUAGUCCUGGUUCAUGGGUUUGGAGGAGGAGUGUUUUCUUGGAGACAUGUGAUGGGGUCACUGUCUCAUCAGCUUGGCUGUGUUGUUGCUGCAUUUGAUAGGCCUGGUUGGGGAUUGACUGCCAGGCUGCACCACAAGGAUUGGGAAGAAAGGGAGUUGCCCAACCCUUACUCACUUGAAAGUCAGGUAGAUUUGCUUCUAGCUUUCUGUCAUGAGAUGGGCUUCUCUUCAGUAGUUUUUGUCGGUCAUGAUGAUGGCGGUCUGCUCGCUAUGAAAGCUGCACAAAGAAUAAAAACAUCAAACAAUGCCGUAAAUGUUGCAGUUAAGGGGGUGGUUUUGCUUAAUGUAAGCUUGUCAAGGGAAGUAGUUCCUGCUUUUGCGAGAAUACUUCUGCACACAUCAUUAGGAAAGAAGCACCUUGUCCGGCCUCUUUUGCGUACCGAAAUAGUCCAGGUGGUGAACCGACGUGCUUGGUAUGAUGCUACCAAGCUGACCUCGGAGGUCUUAAGGCUAUACAAAGCCCCGUUACAUGUAGAAGGAUGGGACGAGGCUCUUCACGAGAUAGGUAGAUUGUCGUACGAGAUGGUGCUUCCUCCUCAAAACACAUCGACGCUUCUGAAGGAUGUGGAAGAAUUGCCAGUCUUAGUCAUUGCAGGAGCAGAAGAUGCCCUUGUUCCUCUAAAGUCAUCCCAAACCUUGGCUUCCAAACUCGUAAACUCUAGGAUAGUGGCGAUAUCGGGAUGCGGGCAUCUACCACACGAGGAGUGUCCCAAGGCGCUGCUUGCGGCCAUGUCUCCUUUCAUCAGCAGACUUUUACUUAGGCAAGAUCUGCUUGAUCAUCAAUAGCCAAAUCUGUGCCCAUUUCGUCUUAGCAAUACGGUCGGUCGAUUUGAUUAGUUUGUGUCAGACCCAAUGCUUUCUUUUCCUUGCAAAAGGAGGAAGGAGUUUGGGGUCGGAGGUCCAGACAGAGUACCAUAUUUAUCUGCCACUCGAAAGAUGAGUUGCAGAGCCGCGUUGUCUUCGUACAUUCAUCAGGUCUGGAAUGUGUGAUUUCGGCAACCUCUUGUAAUGUGAAAGAAAUAUACUCCCUUCAUACUCGGUUCA